GGCGCUUUAAUUUUUUCAAACUGAGAUUAGAUUGCUAGCUAGCUGUCGAAUUGUAUCCCGUACAAAUAGUCCCCGAGCCACAUAUUUUCAAUUUAUUUACAUUAUAAUAAUCGAAGCAUAAUGUUGCAUGGCUAGAUACGUACUGAAACGUUAGGCUAAGGUUGGCAAAUUGGAUCAAAGCUAACCGUUAGCCUAACGUUAACUAGCUAUCUAGGCAGCUAGCCAGGGUUACAGCUGAUGUAGAUAUACCGGUAGCUAGCUAGCUAGAGGAUUUAGGAACAGCUAUGGCUGCAAACUUUCUGAAGGAGUCCCCGAUGACCUUAGGACAAUCGAAAAGCUGGGUCACAUUAGGUACAAAUCGUUGCUCUCGACUUUCUCAGAAUCAGUUACUUUUCAAUGCAGCCAUGCCUGCCAACGCCUAUAACCGUGCUACCCAAGUUGGCCCACCUGCACCCAUUGUGAUUGAGAAGCUGAUGCCCUGGGUAGAGAAGCGGGAUGACCUGGAUAGCACCUGCAGUUCUCUGUGUUUCUCUGCUCUGUCUGAGGAGCGUCUGCUGGCUGCAGUCAGGCUGGCCAAGAGAGAUCUGAGGAAGAGACGACAGGAGUCAUUGAACAGCUACCCCAUCAGACCACAGCCAGAGGAGACCACUCCCAUCAAGAACAAUGUGGAGCAGCAGAAGGGGGUUGUUCCUAAGGGGAGGUCCAAGACGGCCAGCCCCAAAGAAGAAGUGAUUCAGUCUGGAGCCAAGGUGCUUGUUUACACCCCCCAGAAGUACGUCUCCAUACCUCCUGGGCCUGAUCAUGGCCGGUCCCCCCCAACCAAAGACCCAGGCCCAAGGCAAACAGCCAGCAAGGAGCCCCACACAGCCCUCAGCCAGGAGGUCCGUAGGCUGCAGAGAGAGCUGGCCAACUUCAUCCAGAGAAUAGAUCAGCUGGCUAACAGAGGGCGAAUGGUUGUAGAGCCAUUGGAGCCUGAUGAGCAGCGCAGGGUGGAGGUCCGCAGACAGGAACAGGCAGCUCGCUCUGCACGCAUCAUCUAUGUGCUACAACAACAGGUGAAAGAGAUCCAAGAGGAUUUAGACAAAUUACGCUCCCAGAAGAUUCAGCACACAAACAAAUCCAGAGCGAUGGACAGGUUGGCUGCUGCCCACAGAGGGGCGGUCAGGGCCAUGCAGGUGUUCACUAAUCAGCUGUCUGACACGUCUGAGGGCAGGAUGCCCUCCUAUUAUAAAGAGCUGGGCCAGCUGAUCCGCCAGCUCUCUCUGUGCUCGGCCAAGGUGGAGGUGGGCCAGGGAUCAGCCGUCCCAGAGACUGCCCUGGACAUCCUGCUGAAACUAGAGACCCUGGAUACUGCUCUAAGCAAGCGGGAGAGUCACGCACAGAGGAGGCAGGCCCGAGUACGCAGCUCCUCCCCUGCACGCCACCGCAGGUCUCCACAUCGCAGCACGUCUCCUCCCCGUCCACCCAGGGGCCCUGCCACCAGGGGUCUCAGAGGACCUCAUAGAGCAGCAGGCCCCAAGAAGUCCUUCCCUGAUAGGAGAGCGGUCCCUCGGCAUCAGCAGCCCCCCGGAGCCACAGAGCCUCCUCCACAGCUGCAUCGCAGCCAGAUGCUCAGUGCUGGCCUGGAGAGUUUGGUCCAUCUCAGAGAAUUCAGGGAAGGAGGGGGGCAGGUCCUCAACAGUCAAGGAGGAGCACUGCACCCCGACAGGACAAAGAAGCAGGGAGCCCAUGUGAGGGAUGCAGGUUUCCAGCAGCCCACAGUGGCUUCCAGGCUGAGAGUGUGUCAGCACCCACAGAAGGAGGCCUCUGUGCCCUGGAUACCCACGUCACCUCACUCUCCUCCUAAACAACAACAACAGCGCUCCCCUCAGAAGAGGCCAGAGCCUCGAUGUCUCUUCUCCCCCCUGAAGCCCUCCUCAGGACCCUCAGCGCAGCAGCCAGUUGGUGUGGUGACAGCAGAGCAGGACCAGGGUUUGACCUCUGAUAGACAGAGACAAGCCCACAACGAAGCCCUCAGGCAAGCCUGGCUGGACAGGAUGACCAUACAGAGACUGAGGGACCUAAAUCAGCUGAGUAAAGAUGAAGCAGAACGCAUCCAGAGACUCCGGUCUGAGGUGGGCUCUCCAACCCAGUGGGCUGAGAGAGCUGAGCAGGAGGCCCGAGGGAGACUUCAGCCUCUGUUGAACCAAGCCCUGCAGAUAGGAGCUGCUGCCUCUCAGAGCCGGAACAGAAAGGCCACAUCGUCACUGAGGCAUCAACUGUCUGAACAGGCUGCAGACAGAGCUGCGGAGAGCGCUGAGGUGCUGAGUGAGGCCCUGCUCGAGGAGCUGCUGGCCGAUGCAGCGCGGGCCGCCUGGGCGGUGGAGACAGACAGACGGACGGAGGGUUUGGCCCAGCUCCAGCUCCAAGCCCCCACCCUGGAGAGCAUGCUGCUACGCAUGGAGGAGAUGGAGAAAGACCAGGAAGCUGUGAGGAGGCGUUUUGCUACCCUCACAUACUCAGACCCUUACUACUGGAAUAGAAGGGACACUACUGGGCCCCAGAGCUCUGUUCUAAUCUCCAGGCCAGUCUCUCCUCAGCCCGUUAGGAUCACCAGGCCAGCACUGAGACACACCACCACAGCUGACAUUGUCCUGGAGAGCCCUGUGGAGACCGGCCACAGUGUCCUGUUUGAGGGCAGCAUCAGGGAGGAGGUCUCCCCAGGUCAACCUGGCGGCAGCAGCACCUUCCCAGCCCCAGGGGAGAGGUGGGGAGACGGGACGCGGCUCUCUGUGCCAGCCAGCAUGCAGAGGAAUAUUCAGCAAUACAGACAGGACCACGAAGCCUACCUCCGCCUGGUAGCCCACGAGGCUGUGGGCAGCUUCAACCCCUGGGCCAUUGCAGACAGUCUGUCAGAGGAGCUUAUGUCCGAGGCCCUGGCUGACGUAGCAGCAGAGUUCCAGGACGUCUGUGAGGAGUACGCAGAGGCUGUCUUCACCUCCGAGUUCCUUCAGCCAAUCACGUCACCUCCUGCUUCAGUUUCACCGUUAGACAUCCAAUAGAUCCUCUUCCUAUUCACAGACAUUGGGCAAGUUAGUUAGGUGUACUGCGUAGGUGGAUAUUUCAAUUCAGGACCAACGGAAUAGUCAAAAAAGUGCAAAUUCCACAGUCAGGAAGACAUCCUGACUGCAUUGAUGUGACAAUAUUCAGAAUAGAAUGGAACUAAAGCAAUGCAGAUUAUUCCUAUUUGGCAGGUUCCUUUCUGUUGUUCUUACAGAGGGAUGGGUGAAUUCCACUGGGAAAGUUGGUUUUGAUAAGUUUAGAGAGAAUAUUACUACAUUACAGGGGAUUAGAAGAUUAUGUCUCCCCUCUUUCCAUAAAUAAACCUCCCAGAGGAUUACUCACGCUUUCCGUUUCCACAUUGAAACAUGGAAGUAAAUGAAUUGUUUGGGGGAAUUAACAAUAGGGGGUAAGCAAGCCAAGGGCGCGAUUCAUUGGUUAAUAGGAAAUCCGGAUAGCAAAUUGCAGUCAUUGAAAUUGUGUGCUUCACUUCCCAUGGCAUGCACCAAAUACUCUGUUAGCCAAAUUACUAAUUUUAAAUUCAAUGAGAGUGCAUAUAUCAUGAGUGCACGUUGGAUGAAGGAGCGGCCUGAGCGGAUGUUCUCAGGCCGUGGAGAGAGACUUGAAAGCAGCUGUGAAGGAGGAGAGAGACGCAUCCAGAUGUUGAGUUGGCCCCUAGAGGAGCUGACUGUGACAGGGGACAGAGAGUGACUGUUGAGUUGGCCCCUAGAGGAGCUGACUGUGACGGGGGACAGAGAGUGACUGUUGAGUUGGCCCCUAGAGGAGCUGACUGUGACAGGGGACAGAGAGUGACUGUAGAGUUGGUCCCUGGAGGAGCUGACUGACAGGGGACAGAGAGUGACUGAGUGAAUUAGCUCACUCUGAAUCAGACACAAUUCUCUCCGCCAACUGUGUUUUGUGUGGGUGUCUGAAUACAUACAGGCUUAUGCACGUACACAUGUCUCACUCUCACAGUUCUGUUUCUUCCCAGAGCUCUACACAGAUUGGAAUCUAGGAGCCAUUGCAGCAUUAUAAUAGGAGUUUUUGAAUUGCAGAAUACUUGAAAUUGAAAAGCAUAUUGUUUGUCUGUGAGAGUCAGGAUGGCUCAUUUCUAAUUAUUUUUCAUUGUCAUUGUGCUGGAUGCUGUCUGUUGAUACCUAGGUUUUGAAUGUAUCACCCCCCGCCCCAGACAGCCAACACAGACUCAUCACAGAAAUGUAUUUUCAACACAAUUAACAAACAGAACAACAAGAUCUGUUUAUGAUCUAUUCUGAUCUGUUUACACAUAACACAGAACAUAAUGAAAUUGGUUUUGUGUGCUUUGAUGCAUUUUAUUUAUGUGAUGUUUUAUGGCACAUUCAUGGCAGACUGUUUUAUACUGAUGCCCAAAGUUUAUUUCGUCAUAACUUUUUUUCUGGGACAAUAUUUAAAGGUUGUUUUAUUUUGUCAAAAUUAGGUAUCGGGUGAUUCACUUGAGAACUUUAAUGAUAUUAGUAUUAAAACAUAUUUUUAAAAUGAGAUGCAUCUUGCUUUAUCAAUUUGAACUACAGCCACCCAUAUACAGGAGUGUUCUAAUGGUGAGAAUGGCCUGUCCCUACAGUAUGUUAGCCAGCAUAAUUAUCCUUGUCAAAGACAGAAUUCAUGUGACCAUGAAUAUUGACUAGUCAUAAUAUGAACUAUGUGGAACACACAGUGACUCAUUUUGAGGCAAUAUGUCCAUUCAGGUUGGAUAGAAUCAUUUUAGGUGUCCCUCGGGGACAGUUCAGCUGAUGGCUGGCACAUUUCACAAUUCUUAGAAAAUUGGAUAUGAUCUUUAGCCAAGUGAGAUCAUUUUUCUCUCUAUAGUAUCCAUAUGGACAUAUUUACCUAUUUACAGAAGCAGUGACAUUCUCUUACUCUGAACAGCUACGGAAGAGAUUGUGGUAGUUAGAUCCAUGCUCUGGGUGUGGAUAUGGGAGAGGAGUGCAGCUGCUCCAGUUGAGAAAUUGAUCCGUACAGUAUGUGCCCUCCCUGGGCUGUGAUCUCCCUGACGUCAUCAUAUAGUCUGACCUAUAAAAUCUCUGCAUCAGCAAUGAGAGAGAAAUAACCUUGUUUUCCCCCUCAAUACAAGGCUGUGGGUAAUCUUAAAGCAGUGGCAGUCAGAGCUAGCUAUCAAAUAUGAAACCCUUAUCCUUGCUUUGUCAUAAGGCAUGGUUAGAAUUUGACGAUGUAUUGAAAGCUAAGUCUGUGUGGAUGGUUAAAAGGCUAAAUUAAUUUAUUUCAGACUUGAGGUGCAACGUUCAUUGUUGUUUAUAGACAAUCUGCACAUCUCUUGGCUUCUUUUCUGCUAGAACCCACUGACCUUCACUCUGGAACAGCCCCAUGUCUCUUAUAACAGACUGGUACAUAAAUGGGACAAAUCCAGUAGUGUAGAAAGACAAUUGGUUCUGAGUGCUGAGAUCUGGUGCUUUGAGUUUCACCCCCUUUAACCCUCAGAACAGCCUCAAAUCGUCAGGGCAUGGACUCUACAAGGUGUCAAGCUUUCCACAGGGAUGCUGGACCAUGCUGACUCCAAUGCUUCCCACAGUUGUGCCAUGUUGGCUGGAUGUUCUUUGGGUGGUGGACCAUUCUUGAAACACACGGGAAACUGUUAAGUGUGAAAAAGGCAUUUUCAGCCUUGAUGGAAACCAUCAAGCGUAACGUGAUAAACAUCCAUCCCCCACCAGCCUUUGCCUUCCUACUGAUUCUCUGUCUGUUUGCUUUUUGUUUGUUUACUUUGGAAAAAUAUUGUGUGCUUGUUUUAAAAAUGCUUAAUGUGGUUGAUAAAGAAUUUAAACCAUGUAUUUAUAUUUGUUUUUGAAUAAACAGUUUUUUUAUGAACAA
This is a messenger RNA of Salvelinus namaycush (lake trout), 5901 nucleotides long. Its product is annotated as protein moonraker-like. Gene Ontology annotation, cellular component: centriolar satellite. The transcript is spliced from 17 exons. Gene Ontology annotation, biological process: centriole replication; protein localization to centrosome. The record is from RefSeq and is a predicted model, not a curated record. Lineage: Eukaryota; Metazoa; Chordata; Actinopteri; Salmoniformes; Salmonidae. Bases 285 to 3041 code for a protein of 918 amino acids.